Molecule: messenger RNA, 765 nt
Organism: Neolamprologus brichardi
Lineage: Eukaryota; Metazoa; Chordata; Actinopteri; Cichliformes; Cichlidae
Source: RefSeq, a predicted model, not a curated record
AUGGUCCUUACAGUGAUUUUAUUGCUAGUUUCAGGCUAUGUUACUCUGUGUUCUCCCACUCAUCGGGAGUUCUACCUGAUAAACGGGGCUAAAAUCUGGGCUGAUGCCCAGAGUUACUGCAGGAGAAAUUACACCAACCUCGCCACGAUUGGCAGCCAGGAUGACAUGCAGAGGCUGGUGAACAUGGUAUCAGCCAGUGGUGUGACAGCAGAGAUGUGGAUCGGCCUGACACAAACAGGCCCAGCAGCCUGGCUGUGGUCUGUGGGAGAAACUCAGAUCAGUGAUGGAGUAGUUGAAUACAGUAACUGGGCCAGUUUACCAAGUUCCACUGACAACUGUGGAGGAAUGAGGGAUGAUGGGAAAUGGUUCAGCGCACCCUGUACAACAACGCUUCCUUAUGUAUGCCAAGAGAUUGGUUCCAGUGGGUUGUAUGUUGUUUUUCAAGGGACGAGCUGGCUAUAUGCCCAGCAGGACUGUCGCAUGAACAACAAAGACUUGGCCAGUGCGAGGAGCCAGGUGGAAAAUCUGGCAUUGCAGCAAAUAAUCAAUAGCGCUGCGCUGUCCUCAGUCUGGAUCGGUUUGUUCAGAGAUGAUUGGAAAUGGUCAGACCAGAGCGACAGCUCCUUCAGAUACUGGGCCAGUGAUCAACCAAACAACGAUGGAAUCCAAUCAAAGUACCAGAAUGCCAAGGUUCAGUGGAGAGUCCAGCCUGAUGGGAAAAUUUUCCAUAAGGAAGAGGAGAAGGAAAUCAAGGAUGCCUGUUAG